Molecule: messenger RNA, 1995 nt
Organism: Patella vulgata (common limpet)
Lineage: Eukaryota; Metazoa; Mollusca; Gastropoda; Patellidae
Exons: 1
Coding region: 84-1307 (407 amino acids)
Molecular function (GO): metalloendopeptidase activity; zinc ion binding
Source: RefSeq, a predicted model, not a curated record
UCAAGCAUUGCUAGGAUUUUCUGUUAUUUGGUGGGUAAAAAUACAUUUGAUUGAGAGUUGCUUAUAAUGGUAAUAUUCAAAUAAUGGUGCUCAAGAAGACUCCGAACAAAAGUGUAAAACUUCUGUUGUUAUUUUUGUUUCCCUGUGUUGUUUAUCUUCACAAAACUUGUACUGAUUUGUCUAAACUUAGUUUGGUUCAUGUUGGACAAAAACUAGAAAAUAAAAACAAAAUACAGAGUUAUAUUGUUGGCGGAUUGAUGACAUGUGCCAGGGAGUGUCUGGUUCAGACAAAUUGUUUAUCAUUUAACUUUCAUUUAACAUCAGGACUUUGUGAAUUAAUGAGAAUAGAAGCUGAUCUUUCAACUUUAGUGUCAUUUCCUGAUGUCGCGUAUGGUUCUAAAAUAGACUGGAGAAAGGAAAUAACAGGACCAUGCCAGUACACGGAUUGUCCACCGAAUUAUAAAUGUCUUGCAGGAUCAAAUGGAACCACCUGUGUUUUGACAGAAUGUGGGCUACCUUUGUUAGAAUAUGGAAUUAAUGCUCUAUAUAAUGGAACUGGUAUGGGAUUUACAGCGGUUUUUACUUGUUCAGGACUUGGAAUACACCCAGAAAAUGUAAGUCUGACUUGUUCCAGUACGACCGGACGUUGGGAAGGUGGUCGUUGUCGAAAGGUGGCUUCUUGUGAAGCUGUUAAAGACUGUGGUCCUGAUUAUUUAGAUGGUGAAUAUUGGUUAUAUCCUAUGAUAUAUGGUAAUAGACAGAGAAUUAAAAUCUAUUGUUUUGGUCUAAAUACGGGAAAUCCACAGGCUUAUGUAAGCUUACCAGUGGGAAAUAAACACUAUUUUCCUAAAUACCACUAUCUCUACGUAGGCUCAUGUGCUCUGAACGAUAACUAUUAUCUUUCAGGCGAAUCUGUUUUUACAAAAAUAGGUUUAAAUGUCGACACCAUGACCAUUAGAUCCCAGGAUUACCAAUUCACUCAAGUUCUAUGGGGCAUAAAUGGCAAGUACGCAGUUGCGGCAGACUGCGUUCAGCGACCCAGUCAAACAUGCACCCAAGAAAAUUAUGGUUCUUUCAAGAUAAAUACAACUGGCACCGGCGUAAUCAUUGAUCGAACGACCAAAUGGGUUUUAUUUGGAUGGGGUUCGGCCCAGAAAUAUUUUAAUCGAGACAGUGAUCAGGUGAUUGAGAUUCAAUGUAGAGGAUACUGUGGAGGUUGCCAACCGGAAUCAGAUGUUAAAUUGCAAGUGGAUAAUGACACAGUUUUAGAUGACAAUAUGGCUGAUGAAGUUUCAUGUUCUCCUUAAAGAUGCAUUAUGUAAGACUAAAUCUGCCUAUUGCAAGUCUAUCUUUUGGCUUAAAAAGUUUUAAAAACUAUUAUUUAGACAAGCCCAUAAUCAUCUAUCCUAGAUCAUCGUAUGGUCGUGAUUUUGAAUGGAUUAAAACGCGAUCGCCACUUUAAUAAUUUAACUGAAAAACGGAUAAUCGAUACUGUUUAGGAUGGCAAGUACCAGGCAAUCGAGACUUGUAAAAACUUUAAACACUCAUAACUUCGGCCAGCAUAAGAUAAUUUGAUCGAAAUGUUUUAAUAUAUUCAUUUGUUUCAUUAUCUAUUUUUAAGUUAUUAUAACAAGAACGGUGAGUUCUUUAUUUAAAUAUGAUAUACUACAUCUUUAAUCACCCGGCUCACAUAAGGAUCAGCUCCAGUUUAUAUAUUUUUCUAUGCACUUUUUAAUUUCUUGUAAUCGCCUCUCGACCCCUGAACAAUAAUUUAUUUAUAUCUGAUAAGAUGAUGACAAAACAGGCAACGCACAAUUAAUAUUCAAAACGCAUUACGCUUAAAAAUCAAGAAUUCGUUUUGAAAAUAUUAAUUUUUGUUUUUGUUGUGAAAAAAAAAGAAAAUGCGGAAACGACUUUUAUUCAUAGUAUUAGACUACAUAUUACCUAGACCCUGGUGGAAAAGAUUGAUAACAUUCAACUUAUUUUGCAUAACAU